AUGAUAAUAGGACGAUUGCCGGGCACAAGUGUGCUUAGGCAUUGUGCCCGCGUCACGAACAGGACUGUACGUUUCUAUGGUGGUCUUACUGGACAAAACUUGCCCAUUACCAGAUUCUCACCAAACGGAAUUCGACGAUUUGCUACUGAAGCUCCUGAUGCCGACCAGGUAGCUAUCCUAAAUGGUGAACGUGUCGCUGAGGAAGUGGAUGUAUGCAUCGUUGGAGCUGGUCCUGCUGGUAUAUCAGCUGCCAUCAAAUUAAAGCAAAUGGCAGACAAGGAUGGCAGAGAGCUACGCGUCUUUGUGGUGGAGAAAGGAUCUGACAUUGGUGCUCACACGUUAUCUGGAGCUGUAAUUGAGACCAAAGCUUUAGACGAACUAAUUCCUGACUGGAAGGCCAAAGGAGCACCAUUAAAUCAGCCUGCACUCAAGGAUAAGAUGCGAUUCCUGACUGAAAAGAUGUCGAUACCCUUCCCUCAUCCACCUCAAAUGAGCAACAAGGGCAACUAUAUCGUCAGUCUCAGUAAUGUUGUCAAAUGGAUGGGCGAGCAAGCUGAAGAAAUGGGAGUUGAGAUAUAUCCUGGAUAUGCUGCUAGUGAGGUCCUGUAUACAGAUACCGGGGCGGUCAAGGGCAUUGCUACGAAUGAUGUCGGUAUUAAUAAAGCAGGCUUGCCCAAAGACUCGUUUGAACGUGGUAUGGAAAUACACGCUAAAGUGACCUUGUUUGCUGAAGGCUGCCACGGAUCCUUGACCAAGAAGCUGAUUGGCAAGUACGAUCUACGAAAGAACUCUGAACCACAAACCUAUGGAAUUGGUCUGAAAGAGGCAUGUCAUUUAAAGCUAACGCAAGCUCAAAAAAAAGUAUGGGAGAUUGACCCAUCGAAACACGAUCCAGGCCUGGUAAUGCAUACCCUGGGCUGGCCUCUAGACUAUCAAACAUAUGGUGGCUCAUUCAUGUACCAUAUGGAGAAUAAUUUGUGUGCUAUUGGCUAUGUAGUCGCACUCGACUACUCAAACCCGUAUUUGAACCCUUACAAGACCUUUCAAAAGUAUAAAACACAUCCAUAUAUACGAAACUAUCUGGAAGGUGGCACGAUUCUCGCUUAUGGUGCGAGAGCCUUGAAUGAAGGUGGAUGGCAAAGUAUUCCAAAGUUGACAUUCCCUGGUGGUGGUCUUAUUGGAUGUACGGCUGGAUUUUUGAAUGUUCCCAAGAUUAAGGGGACACAUCUUGCUAUGAAGAGUGGCAUGAUAGCCGCUGAAGCUGCAUACGACGCUAUAGCCAACGCACCAGAAGGCACAACCACACCUCUCGACAUAUCAUCAUACGAAGCAGCAGUCAAAGAAUCCUGGGUGGGCAAAGAACUAUACGAAGUCCGUAACGUCCGUCCGUCCUUCCACAACCCUCUUGGAAUGUGGGGUGGUAUAGCGUGGACUGGCCUUGAUACACUGAUACUGAAGGGCCGAGCACCAUUCACAUUCCACCAUCCGGGCCCAGAUUACGCAAUGUUGAAACCCAUAAAGGAUUGUAAACCUAUUGAGUAUCCUAAAGCAGAUGGCAAACUCACGUUUGAGUUGCUGGAGAAUGUCAGUAGGACGGGUACUGGACAUGCUGAUGACCAACCUAUUCAUUUGAAGUUACAGAGGGGUCCAGCAGAUCAGUUGGAGAAGAAUCUGCCGGUUUACGGUGGUCCUGAAGCCAAGUUUUGUCCAGCUGGUGUAUAUGAAUACCUAGACGAUGAUGCCAACCCAGGACAGAAACGCUUCCAAAUCAACUCGCAAAACUGCAUCCAUUGCAAGACAUGCGAUAUCAAAGAUCCAAGCCAAAAUAUUAACUGGACUGUGCCAGAAGGUAGUGGCGGCCCCAAGUACGUUAAUACAUGA
Synchytrium microbalum is the source of this 1881-nucleotide messenger RNA. RefSeq lists its product as uncharacterized. The record is from RefSeq and is a predicted model, not a curated record. Gene Ontology annotation, biological process: electron transport chain. Gene Ontology annotation, molecular function: iron-sulfur cluster binding; electron-transferring-flavoprotein dehydrogenase activity. The transcript has 7 exons. Lineage: Eukaryota; Fungi; Chytridiomycota; Chytridiomycetes; Synchytriales; Synchytriaceae. Gene Ontology annotation, cellular component: mitochondrial inner membrane. Bases 1 to 1881 code for a protein of 626 amino acids.